Thermothelomyces thermophilus ATCC 42464 is the source of this 2931-nucleotide messenger RNA. RefSeq lists its product as uncharacterized. The transcript is spliced from 2 exons. Bases 304 to 2763 code for a protein of 819 amino acids. Gene Ontology annotation, molecular function: RNA binding. NCBI's taxonomy places the organism in Eukaryota, Fungi, Ascomycota, Sordariomycetes, Sordariales, Chaetomiaceae. The record is from RefSeq and is a predicted model, not a curated record.
CACGGAGAUUCAUCGCCCCCCUUCACCCAUCACAACUUCCCGAGUGGACCGACUUUGUUCCACCCAACAAAGGAGUCUGGCGCCUGCGUGUAGAGCCAUCGGUCAUCGCACUUGAUGCCGGAGCAAUCACCACAAGUAGUGGCUGCCGCCAACCUGAGCCCUAUCUCUCCGAUCCCCAUUUCCAGCCAAACCGCCAUCCCAGACACAGUGGUCCCGGCCCUUCAAGACCAAGCAGCCACGAUUGACGAAGCAGCUAAGCCUGCCACCUCCUUGCCUGUUCCUCACCACCCCCAACCAGUGACAAUGGAGCCAAACCCGGGGCCCAGCGAAAUUUCCGACACAAUAGUGGUUGGUGGGGACUACUCUGAUGAGUCCCACGACGAGAGCGACGAGAGCAUCGACUAUGGCGAGGGCGAGGAGGGACAGGAACAGGAAAAGGUCGAACCAGAAGCGGCCAACGAUGACUAUGCCAAAACCUUUGAUUCACCCACAGCUCAAGAGGAUCUAAAUGAGGCUGAAGAAGUUCAGCCAGAUGUAUCAUUGGCCUCAGAAUCCAUGACUAGUCCGCCCGCGCCUGACCCUGCAGCUGUCCCUUCUGAUCACCCGCCCACUCAUUCGCCGGCCGUGUCCCGCAUAAACGGCGAGGUUCAAUCCUCGGGAGACCCUUCGCCGUCCGAGCAAGCCAACAGGUCCGAAGUCCCCUCCGAUCCCUCACCCACCGCGCCGAACACAAUCCCAUCCUCUGCGGCGCCUACUUCAGCCACUGCCGCCGAGGAACCUGGCAAGGAAUCUCCAGCUGCCCCUGCUCCUGAUGCAGCCCCGCCUACCGCUGCCUCCGCAGCUCCUGCGUCGACAGAUGAAGAUGAUGCCGCCGCUGUUGACAUUCAGAAGCUGGUAGACGACAUCACUGCUAGAGCCGCCGCCACAGCUUCACCCCCUAACGCGCCAGCGCAAGCCACCCCCGUUAGCACCCAAGCUCCUACGGCGUCCUUGCCCGUAUCUCAUCCUCCCUCACUACCCCCCAAGCCUUCUCUUCCCAACCCGCCAGCCAACUUGCCCGCCAUUCCCCCGGCACACUACUCGUUCCAGUCAAGAGGUCACAAUGCUCCUCCAGCCCCAGCAAUGCCGAUGACUCUUGCCAGCUCUGGUGCAUCGCAUGGCGCGCACGCUGCGAAUGAAGGCGUUUCCUCCUUGCCCGCGCCGCCACCGGGCAGCUUUGGCGCCCCGCCUGCUCAUCACUUGCCACAUAGCGGAGAUGCUUCUGGCAACUACCAUGGCUCGUCUAUUAAGCAGCUCUGGGAGCAGUUCCUAGCAGACGAAAAACGAUACACAUCGGAGGCCAAGUGGGAAAGGUUUCCGGAAGGCUCGCGGAUUUUUAUUGGUGAGUCCACAAUAGCGGCACCUUGCCAUGGACCACUCGCUCACCACGGUUCAGGUAAUCUAUCCAGCGAGAGAGUCUCGAAGCGAGAGGUGUUUGAUGUGUUCCACAGGUUCGGCCGGCUAGCGCAGAUCUCGCUCAAGAGCGCCUACGGCUUCGUCCAGUAUCACACGGUAGCCGAGGGGCAGGCCGCUAUGCAGGGUGCUCAGGGCAUCGAGCUCGGUGGCCGGAGGAUACAUCUCGAGGUCUCACGCACCCAGAAGAAGAAGGAUGACAGGGAUAGGUCGCCGGACCGCCGGGGUCCGCGAGGUUCUUACGGGAGCGAGCGCUUCGACGCCGGCGAUCGCGGCUGGAAGCGGGAUGACUAUCGGCCGGGGCGCUCCCCAUCACCACGCCGGGGCGAUCCUCGGAGCAGCCGAGACGGCCACUAUUCUCGGGACCGUGAAUUCGGCAGUUAUCAGCGCCGUCGCUCGCGUUCGCCUGCGCGCUUCGGUCGGUACGGAGACGACUCGUACAGGCGCAGGAGCCCCAGCCCUCACCGGCGAGCGCCGUCUGACGGCGACCGGUUCGACUUCCCUCGACGCUUCGGUGCCGAUGUCCCUGAUGUGCAGAUUCUCCUGCUACAGGAGGUCUCGAGAGAUUUCGUCGGCUGGGUCCAAAGAGCCUUCCAUAACAAAGGGCUGAAGACCGAUGUCAUGUAUCUCAAUCCUCGAUUCCCUCGGGAGACGGUGGUGCAACGGCAGGUGGUCGAAGGCGUGCAUGCCAUUGUCGAUCUCGACUAUGGGGCCCAGACAAAGGGCAAAAUUCCCAUCCAGGUUUUCAUCCGAUCCGGGGGUAGCAGCGUCCGUUUCGAGCUGUACCAGGAUGUUGACCCGCCAAUCGCCGCAGAACUAGUGAUGAGAGAGAAAUCGCAGUCCGCGGCACAUCUCGGCCAACCACCGGCGCCGUAUGCGCCCAACGGCUACGGUCACCCUCCGCCGGCACAAGCGCCUCCUGCCGGCUACCCGUAUCCGUAUCCUCAGCACGCCGUUCCUCCUGCGCAGCCUCCAGCAGCUCCAGCUCCCGACCUCGCCAGCGUAGUCGGCAACCUCGACAACUCGGCCCUUCAAGCUCUCUUGGCAUCACUUCAGACUCCCCAGGCCGGCGCACCCCAGACAACGUAUCCUGGAGUGGCUCCCGCCGCACCCCAAGCCCCUCAGAUCGACGUGAACGCGUUGCUGAACAACCUCAGGAGCGCGGCCGCGGCACAGCCUGCACCACCACCGGCCAGCUACGGAGCCGCGCCCGCUUACGGCGCACCGACGGCUCCUGGUAGCUACGGCGGCGUGGAUCCAGCACAACAAGUCCAGACAAUUAUGGAGCAGCUGAAGCGAGCUGCGCACUAGGGACUACGUGAUACCCGGAACGGCAGUCCGAUGGCUCCAAAAGGUUUCUCUUGGAGAUUGCCGGAAGUUCUAUGAUUCUGUGGGCAGUGGCACCUGCGAUGACUUGUCAAAAUAAAGAAGCCGGGAUUCUCGGAUUGUACGCGCAAAGAAGAUAGAUUUAGCGAUGUU